Messenger RNA from Gryllus bimaculatus (two-spotted cricket), 133 nucleotides. NCBI's taxonomy places the organism in Eukaryota, Metazoa, Arthropoda, Insecta, Orthoptera, Gryllidae. The record is from the annotation of a GenBank genome assembly.
UAUUCAAGAACUUUAUGAUGAAAUGACUGUUGUCUUAUCGUGUUUCCAGUCACCCCUAUGUCAGAGACGCAAAUUUCGGAACCUAUUCAUGAUGUUCCACCUGCUCGAGCUCAAUGGAUAUAUUCCUUUGGUU